GCCUUCAGUUUGUUUGUAAACAACACGUAACUAACUGCGUCGGUGGUGUUUUCUUCGGGUUGUGCGCUGUCUUCGGUUUUGGUGCUCCAAUUAAUUUCAAAUUUUCAUUUUUGAAACAUGGAAGAGACCAAACCCAAGACAAAUGUUGAGCAUCUGUUUCGGGAAGCUCGAGCGAAGGAUUCAUAUCUGAAAAUAUGCGCUCCCAUGGUGCGAUACAGCAAAUUGGAGUUUCGCAAUUUAGUUCGUUCUUAUGGAACUGAUCUCACCUUCACCAGUAUGAUAAUGGCAGAUUCUUUCUGUCAAAGUGAAAAAGCUAGACUCAAUGAGUUUACGACAAACAGAGAUGACACACCAGUAAUUGCGCAAUUUGCUGCUAAAAACGCCGUGGACUUCCUUUCCGCCACCGAGAUGGCAUUUCCAUAUGUAGAUGGAGUAGAUCUGAACUGUGGAUGCCCCCAACGAUGGGCCAUGCAGGAUGGAUAUGGCAGUGCACUGCUGAGGACACCAGAACUGAUUGCCGACAUGUUGUGCACCGUGCGAAGAAACCUGCCGAGCACGUUCAGUGUUUCUGUCAAGGUACGGUUGUUGCAGAAAUCGUUGAGCGCCACAAUUGAUAUGUGCCGCCAGCUAGAAGCCUGUGGAAUAACGUUUAUAACCGUUCACGGGAGAACUCCUGCACAGAAGACCAACAUUCCGGUGAACCAGGAAGCGCUGAAAGAGAUCAAAAGCAGUUUAGGUAUUCCUGUGGUUGCCAAUGGAGACAUUUUCAGUCUACAAGAUGCCGAUGCAAUGCACUGCAAAACUAACUGUGAUGGAGUGAUGUCCGCACGGGGCAUACUGUCCAACCCAGCCAUGUACGCUGGCUUCGAGCGAACACCCCUGGAGUGCAUCCAGCGGUGGCUCAACAUUACCGCGCAGGCCGACACGGACAUAACGUACCAAGCCAUGCACCACCAUCUGACGUUUAUGGCGGAGUCGUUGCUCACCAAGGAGCAACGAAUAGUGUUCAACAAUCUGACCAAAGACAAGGGCCGGGUGUACGAAUUUUUCCGAGAGCAUUUCCAGCUGGAAUCGCAACCUUGCAGUCACCCCUCGAAGCUGGUGUGCACUUUUGACGACGAAGCGUAUCGAAGAAGAGCGCCGCAACGACGCAAAGCCAACGUGGAAAGCUAUUCGAGCGAAGAGCGAGAUGGAGCCUAUUUCAACAGCAUGGUUGAUGUCCAGGAUGGCGAUGAAAUUGUGGAAGGUGUGGAUUUCAUGGAUGGCAGCUUGUUCGGAAACGAUGAAAUAUAAACCAAAAGCGAAAUAAAUUAUUUGUUCAAAUU
Aedes aegypti (yellow fever mosquito) is the source of this 1325-nucleotide messenger RNA. It is a transcript of the gene Dus4, whose product is annotated as tRNA-dihydrouridine(20a/20b) synthase [NAD(P)+]-like. Gene Ontology annotation, molecular function: flavin adenine dinucleotide binding; tRNA dihydrouridine synthase activity. The record is from RefSeq and is a predicted model, not a curated record. Gene Ontology annotation, biological process: tRNA processing. The transcript is spliced from 7 exons. NCBI's taxonomy places the organism in Eukaryota, Metazoa, Arthropoda, Insecta, Diptera, Culicidae. Bases 118 to 1293 code for a protein of 391 amino acids.